AUGCACACCUUUUCAAAUAAAAAACUGUUAACAUCUAAGAAUUUUGUGAAUCUUGAAGCUCUCACAUCUACUCCUCCCACUAGAGAUUGCUCCAAAAGUACUUUGAUGAGUGAAGCUAAGAGGUAUUUUGACUCGGAAAGUGGAGCUAAAAUUGCUCAAAAGUUUUUAAGAGAGGAAAUAAGUUCAGUUUCUAGAACGCUAGAGUACGAAGAAGAUCAUCAACAAAAGAGAGUAAAUAACGAAGUGGUUGGCCUGAUACUUUCCAUCCUUUGUGUAGCUCUAAUCACCAUUGUUCACGUCCAAGUCAAGCUGAUGAAUUUAUGGAGCCCCUACCUGACUGUUCAUGAGCUUCUUCUGUUCAUGGGAGUGUUCUUAUUCAUUGUUGGCAUAAUUCUAUGAGUUAUUACAAAAUCAUUCAGACAAGUUCUACAUUAUUCUAGAACUGAAGUUUGGCUUCUUGUAGUGCUGACCUUACUCUCAAGUCUGAACAACUGCUCUUCAAUGUAUGCCUUAGACAGAUUGCCGUUAUCAAAGACAAUAUUUAUGCUGAGUCUGAGACCAACUGCUUGUGCCGUCAUUGCUUUCAUCACUCUCAGAGAACGAUUCACCAUUGUUGACUCACUUUGCCUCAUCGGUGGGAGCCUUGGAGUGUACAUUCUUACUCUAAGCACUCAAGACGACAACAAAGAAGAAAGCUUCGAAGGAUACUUUGCUGCAAUCAUAUGUAUCUGGGCUGGUGGUGCUGUCGCCGUGAUCUACAGGAAACUGAACUUGCUGAAUGUGCACUCAUCAGUCGUUGGAGUUAGCUUAGGAGUUGGAUUUAUAGUCCAGCCAUUCCUAACAACCAUAUUUAUAGAAAAAGUUAUACACUUUGAGAAAUACUCGUGGUUCGAUUUAUUUAUGAAUGCCAGUCAUGGAUUGUUGUGCGCGUUAUUCUUUCUGUUCAUGUUCGUGGCAACAUUUUACAUAAAAGCAUCAGUAUUUUCACCAAGGAUCAACCUGGAGAAUGGAGUAACAGUUGUAUUGGAUGUAUUAUUAUUUCACUACCAUUUUACUUUGCUUGAUUUAUCAGGGAUGGUAGUUUUAGGUAUUUGCAUAUUUAUCCCAAUAUUGGUGUCACUCGCUAAAUCGUAAAAACUAAAAUAUCC
Moneuplotes crassus is the source of this 1148-nucleotide messenger RNA. The record is from the annotation of a GenBank genome assembly. Lineage: Eukaryota; Ciliophora; Spirotrichea; Euplotida; Euplotidae.